UAGAGGGUACGUAUGAAUGUCAAGACUUUGGGAACAGUACAUCAAGUUCAUAUUAUCGUAAUUGUUCAGAUGUCAUUAAAGAUGCUGGAAUAACAAACAUGGCUGAAUCGGCUGAACUCCUCAAUGAAGCAGUCACAGAACCAGUAAUGAAUCUUAACACGUGUCAGGAUUUUCCUUUUAUUGAUGACGAGAACAGAGGAGGCUGUGCCCUAACAGUCCAGCCUUGUUACUAUACUGUGUUAGUUACUGAUCGCUACAAGGGUAGCCGUCAUAUGGGAGACACUUUUAAUACCAGUGGCCCUGAUUUAUUAACCUCCUGUUCAGGACCCAACAGAGUAUUGACAGUUGGUGAAAGCUACGUACUGGGUGUAGGAGGUCCUUGUUAUAUCAUUCGUGACUGGGGCCUGGUCAAUGACUUUAGUACUUUGGAAUUUGACAUUUUGUUCAGUUUACGCAAUACAGGGAGAAGCACCGAAUGUCCUGGUACUAUUGGAUUGACUGGAGCCCAAGUAGCCAUAGUGACAGUAGUAGUCAUUAUAUAUGUAGCGAUUAUAGUCGUACUACUUGUUGUCGCUGCUGUCCUGUCUUUGAAAUGCAAAGAUGAUAAAACAAAGAAGCGCCACAGGCAGGCAGUAAUUGCUGAUGACGAGUCAAAGGAUGCUUUACAGAAUGUCACUGAUGAUAUCAAUAGCAACGAUGAGAAGGAAACCGUUCUCCUGUCCUCCAAAAGCACAGAUAUUUAAUAAACAAGAGACACAUUGCAAAACUAAUCGUAUUUUUGUUUACUUUUUAAAAUGUAAAAGUAAUAGACAAACAUUUGUUGUACUCUAUGAUGGAGAUCAGAUCAUCAGGAUGUGACUAUUGGGCACUGGGCAGGGCUCUUUGUAAAAAUUAAAGAUGGCAUUUAUCCAAUGUCAUCCGCCAAGGUCUCGAAUACUGUACAUUGUAAUAGCUGUGGGGCUGUUCCUUAAUGCAAUACUUCUCUUAAGACUCUCCAGCAGUACAAGAGAUACUGUAGAACUAGACGAGGAAGUAAAAGAAGCAGAGAAGACAAGUGUCCCUCCUAAUAAUAAUAAUAAUAAUAAUAAUAAUUGUAAAGAUACAAGACGUGUCGUGUGGAUUAAUGCCAAGAAAGAAGUAGCCAUGAGCCACGUGAUGGCUGUGUUUGAUAGACUAGACUAUCGAGCUAUUUACAAAGCAGAAUAUCAUUUCAAUCUACCAACUGAACCGUGGGACGUGAUGUGGUCACAUGGCUACCCGUACAACGUGUUUAAGGACGAACUGAAGCAUUUGCUGCCUCACCAAAAGAUUAAUCAUUUUCCCGGGACUUCGUGUUUCGUGAGUAAACCCAAAUUAUCGACUCAAGGCUUUCCAUUUAUGCCCCGAUCAUUCCGGCUUCCUUUUGAGGCAAAGAAACUGAUGGCAGAGGUUAAUAGCAGACCAAAUACACUGUGGGUACAAAAGAGUAACAAGCAUAGAGGAAUUAGAGUUAUUAAACCUAAAGAAAUUAAUUUAAACUUUGAGGGAAGCAUAGUUCAAGAAUUCAUCACAAACCCAAUGAUAAUUGAUGGCCGGUCAUUUGACAUUGGUGUCUAUGUAGUUAUAACAUCAAUCAAUCCGUUACGAGUAUACGUGUAUGGAGAAGAGAUACUGUGGAGAUUUUGCGCUAAGAAUUAUUAUCCAUUUAAUCCAAAGAACAAGAGAAGCUAUGUUGUUGAUGAUGAAUAUACACCAGCAUGGGAGAUACCAUCACUGACUCCAUUGGUUAAAGACAAAGGCUUGAGCCACAAGGAAGCCUUUAACUACAUUUUGACAAAGAAAGGUUUUAAGUCAAGACAGUUUUGGGAUCAAGCUCAUAGUAUCAUACAGAAAGUCUUGAUGCACUGUGAAAGCAAUGUGGUCAAUUAUACCAGAUCAUAUGCAAGCACAAGAAAUUUUUUUGAAUUGGUGAGAUUUGAUUUCAUACUAACGGAAGAGCUCAAAGUUUGGCUUAUGGAGGUUAACCUCUCGCCUAAUCUCUCCUCCUCACACACGACUGAUAACCGUUUCCUUUAUGAACAAAUCAUUUUCAAUUCUGUAAAACUUACUGGUUUGGCAAGAGGAGUUGGCUUAGGCCUACAUUACAAUGGAGAGACUGAAAGCAUUAUGCUGGUGAACGAUCACGACAUACAGGCGCCUUUACAGCAGUGUUUGAAUAAUAGCUGUAGCCAAAACUGUGGAUAUCACCUGUCGUGUCAACUCUGUCAUUCCUGCAUGUCAGAGGAGCUCUCCUUUACCCUGAAGUCGGCUUUUCUUGAGUUCACCAACAGGCGCAACUUCUAUCGGCUGGUCCCUCCUCCCCUCACUGGUUGCCACGGAAACCUCUUGUUAACUGGAGGCGUGAACAGCCACGUAUCUCUGAGGGUUAAUAAUUAUUUAAUGGACGAGUGGUACAGGGGGAAGUGCUGUCAGAAUCAUCAUUGGUGUUCAUAAUGCAUGAUUUAAUUAAUUUUCGUAAUGAGUUUUUAUAUCCAUCAAGCUUUUUCCUGGUAAAAAUAACAAUUAAAACUUUAGAGUAGCCAUGUACUACGUCAUUGGUUCUAGGACAUGAUCUGUGUGUAUAAUUGUUCUCAUUAAUGUACUUAAUUUAA
Molecule: messenger RNA, 2630 nt
Organism: Amphimedon queenslandica
Lineage: Eukaryota; Metazoa; Porifera; Demospongiae; Haplosclerida; Niphatidae
Product: tubulin polyglutamylase TTLL6-like
Exons: 17
Coding region: 898-2472 (524 amino acids)
Biological process (GO): protein modification process
Source: RefSeq, a predicted model, not a curated record